Molecule: messenger RNA, 2142 nt
Organism: Mucor velutinosus
Lineage: Eukaryota; Fungi; Mucoromycota; Mucoromycetes; Mucorales; Mucoraceae
Exons: 9
Coding region: 1-2142 (713 amino acids)
Cellular component (GO): cytoplasm
Molecular function (GO): ATPase inhibitor activity; protein-folding chaperone binding
Source: RefSeq, a predicted model, not a curated record
AUGAAUGACAUUGGAUGGCACCCCACUGAAUUGAAGCAAGAGCAUCUUCGAGUCUUAUUUUGCCAGGAUGUUGGUGACUCUAAUAAGACGAUUCUGUAUGAUUCGGAUUAUUAUGUGAACAAUAGUGAAGCGGCGAGUACGUUGGCUCGUUCCUGGAAUGGCUCACAAUACCACUCUUCCUCGAGCAGAAAUGGCGGCAUGGAAUUGGGCUCAUUCAAAGAUCAGAGGCAUGAUUGGAGACCAUCUUACAUGAGAACCAUGCCAUCCCUCUCCUUAUCAGAUCAACAGAAACACAUGCGGCCCAAUCAUCGCAAGCUAGAUCUCACUGGAGAAAUGAUAUUUGGCACUGCACCCUUAGCUUACAAAGGCAUGAAUACAAAAGUACAUUACUACAAGCGAGACAAAAGUCCUCAAAUCGUGAUAUCCAAGCUGUUUACAUUGAACAACUAUCAAUCGCAUUCAUCCCAUCACACCUCAGACAGCAUACGAAGGGCAUCGUUUUCAUCCAUCAACAGCGAUAGAUCAACUGCAUCAUUUCUAGCAAAUUCGUCUUUAGGGGAGGACAACACAUCCGAGCAAUCAAGUGACGAUGACCAUUACUCUCAUCCGUACUAUCAACCUGUCUUUAUAUCGACCAAACGCUCACGUAAAUUUGCUCAAACCAAUAUGGAGAACGGCCUCUUUAAUCCCACACCCUUACCGACCACUAGAAUAUCUGCUAUAGAGAAUCCUGUACGACAAACAUCCAGAUCAGUCAAAUUUGCAGUCGCCAUUAUCAUCACUCUAGAAGACAAGAAUGAAACACUAUACGACUUUAUAUUCUCGCACUUUGCAUUGAUCGAAAAUAGACUACAUCAAUUACAAGCAGUUGCACUCAAGCAGCUCUAUCAAUACUUUAAACAUCACCCAUCGCCUCAGUUACAGCCUAGAAAGAGAUCCAGCACUAUAUUCCUCAGUCCAAAUGCAUUCCAGAACGAUGCGUUUUUGAUAGACGCAUCAAACUCCAUUUUCAGCCGAGAAUUAGACGAUGCCAACAGUGAACCUAAGUUUGAAGAUAAGAUUGUGAGACACCUAACAGGAGACGUUGAAUCCAUAGCUAUUCCUCGAAACACCUCCACACGAUCGCCCGUAUCAACUGCCACUGCAAUGAACGCCUUAAGUAUUAGCCGAGACACAUACGCCGCAUCAUCCUCUAUAGACUCGAUUUCCAACUCGAUGAAAAGUUCGUCAAGGUGGUUGAGUGAUACAGAAGAAAGAUCUUGGUCUCCAGAUCCGUUUGUUGUCGCAUCAUCAUCGCCAUCCUCUCUAUCACUUGAAUUACCACCGCCCUUUGUGUCACCUAAUGAAUGUUAUCAUGUUGCUAUGCCAAAAUCCACCAUCACUCAUAUGGAGCCAGAUAUCACUCAACAGCAGCAACAGCAGCAGGCAAAUGACGAUAUACCCUAUUCCAAAUCAACCAGUACCUCCAACACCUCAUCUUCUGCCACCACCACCAACUUUUCCACGAGAAUCGAUCGUCUCUAUGCCAAAUCAUAUGGUCGCUCCCUCAUGGCCUCCUAUUGUGAUACCUUUAAAUCUGAUUUUACCUUGAUGGGAAUACCCACAUUACCACCCACUUCGGUGCUGGAUGCUGAUUUACGUAGUACAUUGGAACAAUUCACACUUUCUGAUUCUGUACUUGAAGCCUCUUGCUUGAUCAUAGAUACAAACAACUUCAAAUGCCGAGUACUAAACCAUAGGAUUCCUGAUUCUUUGCCUGAUACACCUCCCCAUAUACCAACAUCGAGCAAAAAACCAAAUCCAUCUGGCAACUGGCAGGUGAUUGCCAUGUCUAAUCUGGUGCAUCAUAUGCUGACUACUAUGAAGCAAAAAUACGAUGAAAACAAUGGUGAUCUAUCCUGCUCUGAAGAGGUCAUUGGUUACAUGGAAGACAGCUUGCAGCUGGUUUACUUGUACAGUACCAUGCUACAAGACGAGGUGCAGGAAGCUUUAGCACAGUCUGAUACACCAUUAGAUGAUCCAGCGAGUCUUGCGUCAAAAUUAGGACUGAAUCAAAACGAUAUACCAUUGCUACUCAAUGUGGCGAGCACCUAUGAUUCCAAGAUGUGGGAUUUGCAAAAGAAUGCUUACAGAUACAGCUAA